Messenger RNA from Calliphora vicina (urban bluebottle blowfly), 6253 nucleotides. RefSeq names its product serine-aspartate repeat-containing protein F-like. The coding region runs from base 269 to 5092 and encodes 1607 amino acids. NCBI's taxonomy places the organism in Eukaryota, Metazoa, Arthropoda, Insecta, Diptera, Calliphoridae. Gene Ontology annotation, molecular function: calcium ion binding. The record is from RefSeq and is a predicted model, not a curated record. The transcript has 11 exons.
GUAAAUUUGUGGGAUCUCCUUGUUGUGUUACGAAUUGGUUUUGGACCGGGAGAGAUCGACUCGUAUACUCGUACUCUGGAUUUUUAACGUUUAGUAAAUAUUUUUAAUUUUGUUUUCCAAAUGCAGAAUACGAGUGCAAUAAUAAAAUAAUUUUAAAUAAAUAUUUUUUUAUAAAAUAUUAAAUAAUUUAUGAGGUGACUUAAAGUAAUAACAUAUAAUUCAACUACAACUGACUGCUAGGAUACUGGAAUUUAUACUGUAAAUUGAUAUGGGGCGGAUUACGUUUUGGUUCCUACUGGGACUAACAUUAUUUGCCGUCUCUUCUACUGAUGUGUAUGCUAGCUCUGAUGUUGGACCCACUGAAUCCGAAUGUCGUCCUUACAUUGAAAAGGCCAUUAACGAAUUAAAGACAGGUGAUGAAAAAGAAGAAAUUGUUCCUAGUCCAGAUACGACUUCCGGUGAAGAAAAAACGACUAUAGAUACCGACAAUCAUAAUACUGACGAUGACGGAGCGUCCGGUGAAAUGCUGGGAGAUCAACCUGUUCAUGAUGAAAAAGAAACUGUUGAAAUUACUGAUGUAGAUUCCACUGAAGAGCCAACUGUCGAGCAUAAGGAAAUUGAUUUGGAUGGCGACGGCAUCCCUAAUGAAAAAGACAGUGACAUCGAUGGUGAUGUUAUACCCAAUGAAGAAGAUGAUGAUAUGGACGGCGAUGGAGUUCCAAAUAUCCAUGAUGAUGAUAUUGAUGGGGAUGUUAUUCCAAACGAAAAAGAUCUUGACAUUGAUGGUGAUGGAGUUUUGAACAUUGAUGAUACCGACUUGGAUGGUGAUGGUGUGCCAAAUUUAAUCGAUGCUGACUUGGAUGGUGAUGGUGUGCCCAAUAUUAUCGAUGGAGAUAUUGAUGGUGAUGGCCUCCAUAAUGUCAGUGAUAAUGAUUUAGAUGGCGAUGGCAUUCCUAAUGACGAAGAUGACGAUAUGGAUGGUGAUGGUAUCCCUAAUGAUCGGGAUGAUGAUAUGGAUGGUGACGGCAUUCCCAACGAUCAGGACGAUGAUAUUGAUGGUGAUGGCAUACCAAAUAGUGAAGAUGACGAUAUUGAUGGUGAUGGUAUCCCCAAUCAUGAAGAUGAUGAUAUGGAUGGUGAUGGUAUUCUUAAUAUUGACGACAAUGAUAUGGAUGGUGAUGGCAUUCCCAACACCGAAGAUGAUGAUAUGGAUGGUGAUGGUAUUCCCAAUACUGAAGAUGAUGAUAUUGAUGGUGAUGGCAUUCCAAAUGAUCAGGACAGUGAUAUUGACGGUGAUGGUAUUCCCAAUGAUGAAGAUAAUGACAUUGAUGGUGACGGUAUUCCUAAUGAUCAAGAUAGUGAUAUUGAUGGUGAUGGUAUUCCCAAUCACGAAGAUGAUGAUAUCGAUGGCGAUGGUAUUCCUAAUGAUAAGGACGACGAUAUUGAUGGUGAUGGCAUGCCCAAUGAGGAUGAACCUAAAACAUUAGAUGUCGAUAAAGAUGGUAUCACCAAUGAUGAUGACAGUGAUAUUGACGGUGAUGUUUUACCGAAUGAAUUGGACUCAGAUAUGGAUGGUGAUGGAGUACCUAAUACUCUUGAUAAGGAUAUUGAUGGCGAUGGUGUUCCAAAUGUUCAUGAUGAGGACGACCAUGAAGCAGCUGAUAUUCAACCAGGUGCAGUACCCGUCGAAGAAGAAAAAGAUGUUGUUAAGCGUUCGAAACGUUCUGUAGAAACAGUUGGUGACAUGGACAAUGAUGGCAUUCCCGAUGACCAAGAUACUGAUAAGGAUGGCGAUGGAAUUCCAAAUGAAAAGGAUGAUGAUAUUGAUGGUGAUGGUAUACCUAAUCAUGAAGAUAAUGAUAUUGAUGGCGACGGUAUUCUUAAUGAAAACGAUGCUGAUCGCGAUGGUGAUGGUUUGCUAAAUGAACACGAUGACAGUGAUGGUGAGUCGGAUGAUAAGGCAACCAAACAUGAAGCUGAAGAAGAUGAUAUUAAACCUGAAGACGAGUUGUUAUGGGCACCGCCUAAGCAUAUUGAUCUAGAUGGAGAUGGUAUUCCAAAUGAACAGGACGAAGAUAUUGAUGGUGAUGUUAUUCCAAAUGAACAGGAUGAAGAUAUGGAUGGUGAUGGUAUUUUAAAUAUUCACGAUGAUGAUAUUGAUGGAGAUGUGAUACCAAACGAAAAGGAUGUGGAUAUGGAUGGUGACGGUGUUUUGAAUAUUCAUGACAGUGAUUUAGACGGCGACGGCAUAGCAAAUGUUAUUGACGACGAUAUCGAUGGUGAUGGAGUGAAGAAUGUACAUGAUGCCGAUAUUGAUGGAGAUGGCGUUCACAAUGUACAUGAUAACGAUUUAGAUGGCGAUGGCAUUCCAAAUGACCAGGAUGAUGAUAUCGAUGGUGAUGGUAUUCCUAAUCAUAAAGAUAAUGAUAUUGAUGGUGAUGGCACUGCCAAUCAUGAAGAUGAUGAUGUUGAUGGCGAUGGUAUUCUAAACCAUGAUGAUGACGGAUCUGAGGCAGUGCCAAAACGAGUAGAUGUAGAUGGUGAUGGUAUUCCAAAUGAAGAAGAUGAUGAUAUUGAUGGCGAUAUAAUCAUCAAUGAAGAAGAUGAAGAUAUGGAUGGUGAUGGUAUCUUAAAUAUUCACGAUAAAGAUAUGGAUGGUGAUGUUAUACCAAAUGAAAGAGAUCCAGAUAUGGACGGCGAUGGCAUAUUAAAUAUCCAUGAUACUGAUUUGGAUGGUGACGGUGUACCAAAUAUCGACGACCACGACAUCGAUGGUGAUGGAGUGCCAAAUACCGAAGACCAUGAUAUUGAUGGUGAUGGAGUUCAUAAUAUUCAUGACAAUGACUUAGACGGAGAUGGUAUUCCCAACGAUAAAGAUGAUGAUAUUGAUGGUGAUGGUAUUCCAAACCAUAAAGACAAAGACAUCGAUGGUGAUGGUAUUCCUAAUGACACAGAUCAAGAUAUUGAUGGUGACGGUAUAUCUAAUAGUGCCGAUAGUGAUAUUGAUGGCGAUGGCAUUCCAAAUCACCAGGAUGAUGAUAAACACGGGUCGGAGAACUUGCCACAACUUGUCGAUUUAGAUGGUGAUGGCAUUCCUAAUGAGCAAGACAGUGACAUCGAUGGUGAUAUCAUACCCAAUGAAGACGAUGAAGACAUGGAUGGUGAUGGUAUUUUAAAUAUCCAUGAUGAUGACAUUGAUGGCGAUGUUAUACCAAAUGAAAAUGAUCCAGAUAUGGAUGGGGAUGGUGUACUAAAUAUACAUGAUUCCGACUUAGAUGGUGAUGGCGUUGCAAAUGUUAUUGACGAUGAUUUAGAUGGUGAUGGUGUCCCAAAUGUCAUUGAUCAUGAUAUCGAUGGUGAUGGUGUGCAUAAUAUUAACGAUAGUGAUUUAGAUGGCGACGGUGUGUUAAAUAUUGAUGAUGCUGAUUUAGAUGGCGAUGGUGUACCUAAUGUUGUCGAUACAGAUCUCGAUGGCGACGGUGUGUUGAAUGUUGCCGACGCUGACUUAGAUGGUGAUGGCUUGCUGAAUGUAGCCGACACCGAUAUCGAUGGUGAUGGCGUUCAUAACGUGAACGAUAAUGAUUUAGAUGGAGAUGGCAUUCCCAAUGAACAUGAUGAUGAUGUCGAUGGUGACGGCACAGUCAAUGCCGAAGAUGAUGAUAUCGAUGGCGAUGGUAUACCAAAUGCUGAAGAUGACCUCAUCAAUAUCUACGAAUUUGAGGAAGGUGAAAUCCCCGAAAACCGCAGAAGUCGUAAUCAUAUCUACGAACUGUUGCAACUUGAUGAUGAAUCGAAUGCCCGUGAAAAUGCUGUUGACAAUGUGGCUGAAAUUAUUUUGCGUGACAUUAAACGCACUUACGAAAACGCUAUCAAGCCUUUGGAAUCCUUGUAUAAAUACCGUGAUUUGAGCAAUCGCCACUUUGGUGAUCCUGAGAUUUUCUCUAAGCCCUUGGUAUUGUUUAUGGGUCCUUACUCUGGUGGUAAAUCGUCUAUAAUUAAUUACUUGACUGACAAUGAAUACACUGCCAGUUCUCUAAGGACCGGUGCUGAACCUUCUCCGGCAUAUUUCAACAUUUUGAUGUGGGGUAAUGAGACUGAAGUGUUGGAUGGUACUCAACUAGCAGCUGACUAUACUUUCUCUGGAUUGCAAAAAUUCGGACAAGGUUUGGAAGAUCGCUUGCGCGGCCUAAAAAUGCCAAACAAAUUAUUGGAAAAGGUCAACAUUGUAGAAAUUCCCGGUAUUUUGGAAGUACGUAAACAGGUUUCACGUUUGUUCCCCUUCAAUGAUGCUUGCCAAUGGUUUAUUGAUCGUGCUGAUAUUAUUUUCCUGGUCUAUGACCCAGCCAAACUUGAUGUUGGCCCAGAGACUGAGGCCAUUUUGGAUCAAUUGAAGGGUCGUGAAUAUCAAACACGUAUAAUUUUGAACAAGGCCGAUACUGUAAAACCGGAGGAAUUAUUGCGCGUACAAAGUGCUUUGAUUUGGAACAUUUCUCCCUUAAUGUCCUCUGCUCAACCACCAUUGGUAUACACCACUUCUCUGUGGUCUAAUCCCUAUCAAGAGGGUUCACCAGCUCGACUAUUAUUGGCCCAAGAAAGAGCUUUUCUAAGAGAUUUGCGUACCGCUGUCGAUAAGAGGAUUGAAAAUAAAAUAGCCAGUGCGCGUCGUUUUGCUGUUCGCGUCCGUAAUCAUGCUAAAAUGGUUGAUUGCUAUCUCAAUACCUUCUACAAUCACAAGACUUUGUUCGGCAACAAGAAACGUAUUGCCGAUAAUAUUAUUGAAAAUCCCCAAAACUAUCACAUCUACGAAGGGUUGUCUACUCUUACAAAUAUCUCACGUUACGAUUUGCCAGAUCCUGAGGUCUAUCGCGACUUCUUCCGUCUGAAUCCCUUGUAUGAAUUCAAGAAGUUAACCGAGACCUGUUCCUAUUUCCGCGGCUGUCCCAUUACCAAGCUGGAUGUGGCCAUUUCUUAUGAUUUACCUGAUUUGUCUGGCAAAUACAAGAAAAUGGUGGAAACUGCUUUAGUAAAAGUUGCCAAUAAGGAAUCAUCGGCACCAGUUCAUGAUGAUAAAAACAAAAAGACCAAAAGUUGAGUUGAAAAUCUUUAAGUUAGAUCCAAUUAAAACUCAAAAACCAUUAAUGAUUCAAACAAUAAAGCGCUCUUAAACGAAAGCAAACUGUAGACCAAAAGAAAAUUGAAGUUAAUGGUUCAACUUUACAAGACAAAAGAGCGCCUUUAAAUAAAAACAUUUUAUUAUUUUUAGAGAGUGAGAGAGUAAUUAGACAAAAAUGUCAAUAUAAUAUUUUUUGAAAAACUUUAAAUAUCAUCCAAAAUCAAACAAAAGAGAGAAAUAUACAUUGGUCGCCUUCAGUUACUAUUGAUUUGUAAUCGCUUGUUAAUCCAAUUAAUAAUAAGAUAAUGUGACAUUUAGCUGAACUUGACCAGUAGAGAGUUUUCAAAAAUCAAAUUUAUUAAACAUCGUAAUACUUUCAGAAAAAUAAUAAACUCAAAAAAAAAAUAAUAAAAAUUUUAAAUAAUUAAAAAAUAUACACAGAAAAUAGCAAAACGAAAUAGCACUAACCCAAAUUUAAUUAAAAAAAGCGAGAGAGCGAUAUUUUAAGUUCUAUAAUAAUUAACAAAUAGGUCCGAUUUUAAAAUCUUCUUCUCCUAUCCAAUUUAAACACAACUAACUUAUGUGACGAUAAAAUUAUUUCUAUUAAUUGCUAAAUCAAAACCAUCUUUUACGAUCUAUCAUAACGAUAAUAUUGGAUUUUAAAAAAUUUACUGCAACUACAUACAAUAUUAUAUUUAUUUUAAAGCAUUUAAUUUAUUUGUAAAUUUUUGUUGUCUGUGCACACUAUUUACCUGCCAAAUUCCCAACCCGUUCCUUUUCAAUGUUUAAACUAUAUGUUAUCAUAUUCAUGUCUCAGAAUAAAAGUCCGCACAAAAUAAUUUUAUUAAUUAUUACAAUUCUAUUCCCAUUUCUUUAUCACUUUGAUACUGUUCUUUCCUUUCAUAGUAAAUAAGCUGUAAUUGUAUAAUAAAUUCUAAAACAGUGAAGACGUUCUGAAAAAUUAAGAAAAUCUAUGUUAAAAUUAUAAUUUAGUAUAUCAAAUUUUAGGUAGUGUUUUUCUUGUGUAGAAAAUGAAAUAGUCAAAACAACAUUUUCUAGAUAAACCAACGUAAAAAAUUUUAAGGAUUUGUAAUGAAAAUUUAAGUAAAUAAAAUAAAUAAAAAACUUUAAAGAAAAGAA